UCUGGAACACCAACUUUGUGCAUUACAAGAAAAAGAAGAACUUAGUGCGUUGCAGAAAGAAGAAGAACUUGCUAAAGUGGCUGAUCCAAACGAGAUCUCUCUUUCCCCUGUUCUCAUAAAUCCCUUCGAAAAUCUGGUAAUCUAUUUUCAAUUGAAAAGAGAAGCAACCAUCUGCUUGGAAAAUAUCCCAAACAAAUGGCCACGACUCAUAUGGCAUCCGCCAUGGCCAAAGUGCAUCACGUCUACAUUGAACCUUCAUCCACCUACGAAUCCUUCCUGAGCUAAACACAUCGUGUACAAAGAGUCCGCACAGCCUCCACGGACCGAUUUAUUCCCUUCACCUCUGCGAAAGCAUUUCUUCGUUUCGGUAGAAAUUUUUGAACCCAAGGAAGAACUGGCUCGACCCAAGCCAUAUUCGGAAUGCAAAGGAGAUUAUUCUAGAAUUUUGGAAAUUAUUUUUUUCUACUUCCCUCAAGGCCAUGCUGAGACGGCUUUUGGCUAGAAACUAGUAGGUGGGAAUUGUGCAGUGCCAUAUGGAGGGUUUUCGGCAUUCUUGAGGGAUUUAUCUCCCUCCGAAUCUCUCCUUCUCUCUCUCCGAAUCUCUGUGAUGCCGAUCCUUAUCUCGAUGACUAGAAAACCCUCGGCCGUUCAUUCUCAACCUCCAUCAUCGUCGGGCACCCCAUCUUCAACAUGGUUCAUUCCCAAGUCCAGUUCUAUUCCAUUCGGAACAACGUCGGCGUCUGCAACGCCCACUUUUGCUUCACCUCUGUUCAGAGCUACGCCGUCUGCGGGAGCUAUUUUCAUUAACAUGAGGAUGGUGAUGAAGAAUGUGGUUGUUGCCACUUGGAUUGUGGUGUAUGAAGUAUUUUAUGGGAGGAUAUGGUUGCAGAGGAAUGCUGAUAGGAUGUGGUCUUCCAAGGCGAAUAGAAGGGUGGUGACUUUUCUUGAGGUAGCGUUGGUUUUUGUGUUGUCGGAGCCUCUAGCAGUGGCAUUGUUUAUUCUUCCGUGGCCUCAAAAUUUUCUUGAGGAGACGAAUUGGAUGAUCUUUUAUAUGUUGAGCAAGCCCUUGAAGGCCCUCGAAAUACACAUUGCGAAUUCGGCAUCUGGAAUGGCUGCGAAUGAUGAGUGUAAGCUGAAGUUCUUGGACCUAAAAAUGAAGAGGAACUACAUAUUCAUCAUUUUCAAGAUUGAGAAUCAAGUAGUAGUGGAGAAACUCGGAAACCCAGAUAAAACCUACGAUGACUUCAACGAGUCUCUUCCUGCCGAUGAGUGCCGCUAUGCAGUCUUUGAUUUUGAUUUCAUCACUGAUGAGAAUUGCUAGAAAAGCAAGAUUUUCUUCAUUGCAUGGUCACUGGACACAUCAAGACUGAGAGGUAAGAAGUUUUUUCCUACCUUUUUGCUCGAUGUAUUGCCGCUGAGGGAGAUAUGUCCGAACGAAGUAUAUAUAACUGACAUUCUUGAUGCCGCAAAGUCUCUCAGUAAGUCUUCAUUGCAGUGGUUUAUAACAAAAAUACAAGAUAUACGAGUGAAAGUAUUCAUGGGUUUGAGACAAGUUGUUAAGGGUGUUACUAAAAGAAUUGGUAGGGGUUUGCACGAAUUGGCAGCCAAAGUAGACAAGUAUGCACAGGGUAUAAUGGGUCCACUAGGAUCAACUCUUUUUGAAGAGCUUGGAUUGUAUUACUUUCGUCCUGUUGGUGGGCAUAAUAUUGAGGAUCCGAUAUGUGUUCUUCAAGAAGUAGCAUCUCUGGAUUCAAGAAGUAGCGUCUUGUUGGUUCAUGUAGUAACAGAGGAAACUGAGGGACCAGAACAUAAUCAAAAGAGUGAAAUAUCAGAUUCAAGCAAUUUUUGUCCAUUACCGUCUAGGAUCCACUCAUUGACAUAUAGUGAUUGCGUUGUGGAGGCUUUAGCUGUGAAGGCAGAGAAGGAUAAAGAUAUUGUGAUAGU
This is a messenger RNA of Juglans regia (Persian walnut), 1944 nucleotides long. RefSeq lists its product as uncharacterized. The transcript has a single exon. Gene Ontology annotation, cellular component: cytoplasm; actin cytoskeleton. Bases 608 to 1321 code for a protein of 237 amino acids. Lineage: Eukaryota; Viridiplantae; Streptophyta; Magnoliopsida; Fagales; Juglandaceae. Gene Ontology annotation, molecular function: actin filament binding. Gene Ontology annotation, biological process: actin filament depolymerization. The record is from RefSeq and is a predicted model, not a curated record.